AUGGCCGGUCUCUUCAAGGGUAUCCAUGGGGUCGUUCAAGAUAAGACUGGAGUCGCUGCAGGUGAUGUUCAGGAGGCAGUAACCGCUGUUGGAGAAAUUCCAAAGGGUAUUUUGGACAUCAUUGCCAACGACAAAAAGGAGCCGCAGCUGAUCUUGCAUGUUUACUCGUACAGUCGGGAGAGUAGGCUGAUCAAGGAGAAAUGCUGUCUACCGUUCAAGAAUGUGAAAGAUGAAGAGAUGCAGCUCACGGAUAUCCGCAAGCUGCUGAUUGGAGAGAAUAUCUUGGAGCCGAGACUUGUUUGGAGCUCUUUCUGCAACCAACGUGGAGCAGUUGUGCAGGAUAUCACGAAUUUCAAGGCAUAUCUCCAGAUUUUGAACGAGAAGUCCAGUGAGGUUGCUGUAAGUAGCACCAUACCAUUGAUCAGAAUUAGCGCUAUGUGCUCAUGGCUUAGGAGCAAAGGUCACUACCGACGUAUGUGA
This is a messenger RNA of Aspergillus oryzae RIB40, 480 nucleotides long. RefSeq lists its product as uncharacterized. The transcript has 5 exons. The coding region runs from base 1 to 480 and encodes 159 amino acids. Lineage: Eukaryota; Fungi; Ascomycota; Eurotiomycetes; Eurotiales; Aspergillaceae. The record is from RefSeq and is a predicted model, not a curated record.